AGAUCCUUAAAUUGCAGACAUGAUUAUUUUCUCAUCAGAGAUAAGAUAACAUCUUUUAAAAGGGUUACGUACCAUGAGUUUGCCAUUUCGGUAGAAAUAACGUGUUGGCACUCGUACCACGGCUAAUCGAAAUCCAAGAAGGAAGUGAUAACCUCUGUACUGUUUCACCGUGACCAAUGUAUCAUUAAUAUUAAGGAAGCGUACAAAUACUAUUUCAAGAUGGUAAGAAAGAACGGAUUGUGGAAAUUGACGCAGCUUCGGGCGCUUAUGAAAAAUGUCCAAGCUGAAGGUAUGAAGGAGAAAGGCAUUCAUGCUUUGAUUGUCAACGGAGAGGAUGCACAUCAGUCGGAAUAUUCGACCGAGCGAGACCAGAGACGACGUUUCGUCAGCGGUUUUAAUGGCUCUUACGGCACGGUAAUUGUCACACCGGAUGCAGCAUUACUGUGGACAGAUGGAAGAUAUUUUACGCAAGCCUCGUCAGAAUUAGACCCACCGGAGGCAUGGACUCUUAUGAGAGAAGGUUUAUUAGACACGCCUACCACUGCUAUGUGGUUGGCUUCGAAUCUACCUCCAAAAUCUAUAGUUGGAGCUGAUGCUAAUCUAAUAAGUUACACCGAAUGGGCACGACUGCAUAGUGGCUUAACAGCGGCUGGCCAUUGCUUAAUCGCACUUCCAGAGAACUUGGUGAACAAAGUAUGGGCUGAUGAACAGCCAGUGCCCACAGCUAAUAUAAUUUUACCUCAGCCAAUAGAAUAUUCGGGUGAGAAAGCCGGAGUCAAAGUGAACUUGUGUCGUGUAGCGAUGCUAGAGAAUAAUGCAGCGGUACUUGUGAUAACAGCUUUGGACGCAAUUGCGUACUUGCUAAAUUGGAGAGGCUCCGACAUUCCUUUCAAUCCUGUCUUUUUUGCAUAUGUUGCUCUCACUGCUAAAGACGUAUAUAUUUUUAUAGAUAGAAGUAGACUUAGUCAGCAGGCAAUAGAGCAACUGAAGGACGAAGGUGUCGAGCCGAUUUUCCGCACUUAUGAAGAUAUACAUACUUUUAUAAGGGAAGUCGCGAGUUCGUGCUCGGAUCGGGACAAGAUUUGGAUCAGCAAUAAUUCUAGUUACGCAUUGCACGCGGACUGUGGCGAAGUGAAGAAGCAUACAGAUAUCACGCCUAUCAGCAUUAUGAAAUCGAUCAAGAAUUCUACUGAAAUAAAGGGUAUGAAAGCGGCGCACGUGAGGGACUCGGUCGCUCUUGUGAAAUAUUUUGCUUGGCUGGAGGACAAGAUAAAAAAUACCAACGAAUGCAUUACGGAAAUCUCGGGUGCCACACAACUGGAGAAAUUCCGACAGCAGCAAGAUCUUUUUGUUGGGUUAAGUUUUACCACUAUAUCGUCUGUCGGUCCUCAUGGAGCAAUUAUUCAUUACGCACCUACGCAAGCGACUGAUGUGCCUAUUACAGAUAAAGAACUUUAUCUUUGCGAUUCUGGCGCACAAUAUAAGGACGGCACGACAGACGUAACGAGGACUUUACAUUUUGGUGAACCCACGAGCUACGAGCGUGAAUGUUUCACCAGAGUAUUUAAGGGUCAGUGCCGUCUCUCGACAAUGACCUUCCCUUUAAAAACCAAAGGAAAUUACCUCGAUACAUUAGCGCGCGAGAGCUUGUGGAGCGUUGGCCUUAAUUAUCUUCAUGGUACCGGUCACGGGGUGGGAUCGUAUCUCAACGUCCAUGAGGAGCCAAUUGGCAUCUCGUGGAAACCGUAUCCGGACGAUCCAGGCUUAGAGUCCGGAAUGUUUCUGUCGAACGAGCCGGGCUAUUACGAAGAUGGCAAAUUUGGCAUUAGACUGGAAAACAUCGAGUUGGUCGUGCCUGCGAAGACCCCUUACAACUACAAAGACCGAGGUUUCCUGACUUUCGAAACCGUGACGCUCGUACCUAUUCAGACGAGUCUGCUCGACGUAUCGCUGCUCACAGAUAAGGAGAUCAAGUAUUUAAAUAAUUAUCAUGCGAAAUGUCUGGAAGUUUUGAAACCUUUCCUCCAAGGAGCGGAAAAUGUUCAAGCACUUCAAUGGCUCGAGAGACAGACACUUCCCAUUCUCGUUUAAUCACUCUACACCAAUUUAAUAUGCUGAAUGCCGCGGCGAAAUCACGGAACGAUUUAAGAUUCCAAAGCGUUCUACCGUUCUAGAUGUGAAAUGUAUCGUUUAGAUUCAGUCUGUAAAAACACUUUGCAAAUUCACAACGUUACAACUAUUUGUACGGCUCAUCGCUGAUGGGUCGUCGAAUAUUUUUAGAGCCUCGAUACAUUUCUCGAAUGUACUCUAGAAAUUUUCUAUUUGAUAAUCAAUCGGCGCACGUAAAGGGACAAAUAACAAAUGACGUAUAUUAUUAUGUAGACACGUAUGUGUGCGUGUGCGUUUGUGUGUGUGUGUGCGCGUGUGCGUGAGAGAGAGAGAGAGAGAGAGAGAGAGAGAGAGAGAGAGAACGAAGAAACAAGUAUUCCACCCUGUACUGAUCACAUAGCACUCAAUGUGUUUCGUGAAUGUUACACAGAUUAUGCAAUUGUUACAUAAAAAAUAAGAUUAUUACUACCUUGAUAAUAUAAGAGUAUACGUUACUUUAAUAAAAACACUUUUGCAACUGAAAGUUCGGAACGGUGUCGCAGGAUUCUGCUUAUGUUACGCAAGUUUAUACUACGAUUGUUUAUUAAAGCUAUAAAAUUUUCAUUCA
Molecule: messenger RNA, 2716 nt
Organism: Harpegnathos saltator (Jerdon's jumping ant)
Lineage: Eukaryota; Metazoa; Arthropoda; Insecta; Hymenoptera; Formicidae
Product: xaa-Pro aminopeptidase ApepP
Exons: 6
Coding region: 220-2091 (623 amino acids)
Molecular function (GO): metalloaminopeptidase activity
Source: RefSeq, a predicted model, not a curated record